UCUCAAGUGCCUUUUUGCAGCCAGGUGGGGGUGCUGUUCUCCCAGUGGCAGCUUUUUUCCAUCAGUGCCUUUAGUUUAUUGAACGGUAAAACUGAAGCCAUAGCCAUACUAAACACGGUCUGUUGUGCUGUGUGAUGGGAGCAGAUGGUAAAAUCGGCGCAGUAUGAUAAUUUUCUUCAAAAAACGAUAAUUUUAAACUUCUGUUAAGAUCAGUUUUCAAUUCCCAUCUGGCAACACUCGACACCACUGCCCUAGCCAAUAUGGCGGCCGAGAUAUACUUCCAGGUCGCUGUCAGAGCGUCGAGGAGUGACGGUCGUAGAAGGGUUGCAAAUAAACAUGGGAAUGUAAACAUCUGAAGAUGGCUACAGCUGACGUGAAGCCCCUUCAGAAUGCCAUGAAAAUGGCGAAAAUAGCAAUACAUCUGGACGGAGGAAACAGACAUAAGGACGCUUACUGUGAAUACCUUCGGACAAUCAGCUACAUAUCACAAACCCUUUUGGAGGAUGCUGUGUCACAAACCUCAGAAGAGAAGGAAAUGGUUGGGAUGGAGGUGGAGCGCAUGUUGACACUGGCUGAGCAGUGUCUGGAGAGAGCCAGGUCCUUUGUAAAGAAGACUGCUGACCCCCCUGCUUCCUCUUCUCUCAGCUGUCAUCAGACUGUCGGCCUUCCAAUUGUUAUAAAUGCAGCUCCUGUUGGCACUGAGCAGGAAGCAGCCAGUCCUGCAAAUACUUGUCAGCGCCAGGUUGACGAUCGGUUGCGCCCCCCUUUCCUGCCUCCUGAUGUCUUCCAAAGACUCCAAACAGUGGUGUUGCAGGAUACAAGCAAAAAGGAGCUGACACCCAUUGAAGAAGCUUCACAUUUGAAUCAGAAACUAAAAGCCAAUUAUGAGGCUCGCCUGGCAAGACUCACACCUGGUCAGGCCUAUCAGAAGACAUCUUUAACGCUGUCUCUCCAGCGGCAGAUGAUGGAGAACCUCAUCAUAGCCAAAGCAAGACAAGAGGCACUCCAGCGGAAGAUGGAGGAAAGAAGGUUACGGUUGCAGGAAGAAGCCAACAGGAGAUUUGCAGCAUCCGGAGCAAUGACGCCAGAGGAGCAGGAGCAGCGCAUUCUUUACACCAAUGUUUUGGAGUACGAGCAAGACCAUGACUGGCCCAAACUAUGGAAAGCCAACUUGAAGAAGAAUCCUGAUGAUGUAACUCUCGUGUCUGGCUUGAUUUCCUAUCUCCUCAGCAGUUCUGAUCAUCCAGUGGUGAAGCUGCUGAAGAAACACCAAUAUUGCAUUUACAACAAGCUUUACCCCAUUGUCAGUAAAGGACUAGCAACAAGCCAUGUAAUACCAGGGAGACCAUCUAACAGCAGUCACAACCCUACACAUCCAGAUGACGACAGGCAAGAGAAGGGGCCUGACCCACACAUCACAGUAGAGCGUGAGAACUCCUUUGAAGACUUAGAGCAGUUCCUGAACAAGAUAGACUGGGAUCCGCUAAACAGCAGCACUAAAGACUCUUGCUUCCAAUCAGAGCUAGGCACUGAUCACCCCACUGGUUCGGGGCUGGAUGAGGAGCACUUUUCAGAGCUGGAGAUGAGAGCACUAAAACAACACCUGAAGGCCAUUGUCAAAGACAUACAUAUAGCCAUUGAGCAGCUUCUAUCACUGUGUUUGCUGUCCUUCGAAUGUCUUAACACAGCCAGCUAUAAGGACUUGUGCCUCGCUAGCAUUGAGGAGACCUUCUUCAUUCCCCUAUGGAGCGCCUUAGUAGCUCUUUUCAGGAAGGUCCACAGAGAAAGGGAACUCUCCUGUGAAAUCCGAAUGAAACUCUUUCAGGAUGUUUCACCUGUCGAUUUUGGUGUACCCUUGACACUGUUCCCCCUGGACCCUCACACACUGAAAGGUUCUUACCCUUAUGAGUGUGCUGUUCAGGAGCUCAAGCUUCUCACAAAAGACUGCUGCCCACAAAGAAAGUUGGAAUGUAUUGUGAGGACAUUACGCCUGAUCUGCGCAUGUGCUGAAGACUACAGAUGCUUCCAUGAAGUGGAUUCUGCACCCAAAACAGCUGCCAUUGGUGCCGAUGACCUUUUACCUAUCCUGGCCUUUGUGGUUUUACGCUGUCAGUGUCCUCAACUGGUCUCGGAAUGUGCUGCCUUGGAGGAGUUCAUUCAAGAAGGCUAUUUAAUUGGAGAGGAAGGCUACUGCCUCACCUCGAUGCAGAGCGCCUUGGCCUACAUUGAGUCGCUGCAUGUAGAUGGACUUUACCCUCCUGCAGACCAGUUCAUUUGAAACAGGUAUCUCUCAACAUCUAUUUAUGAUUAUCCAUCCGGUUGGCAUGGUGGAAUAAAGACAUGGUAAAGACAAUGCAAAGGCUCCUCCCGCAAGCUGAUGGGUGAUAACCAGCGAGCCUCGCCUUUGGCGUCAGGAGAUGGAGAGUUUGAAUCUUUGUUGGGGUGUCUGUGUGGAAUUUGCAUGUUCUCCUUGUGCUUGUGGGGCUUUAUCAUUCCAAUAUUUCCAUGAAAUAACCCUUUUAAAAAUCAGCAGUAAUAUUACAAAAAAAAAGUCCAAAUAUUCGGAGAAAAAAGUUGUAAUCUUAUGAGAAAAGGUCAUCAUUUUAUGAGAAUAGCGUCGUAAUAUAAUGAGGAAAAAUAAUGUAAUUUAAGUAGCCUAAUGUUGAAACAUUAAAGGGAAAAUACAUUAUUGUUUUUAAAAAGGUUGUAAUAUUAUGAGAAGCAAACAAAACAACAAACAAAGUUGGAAUUUGUGGAAAAUUAGGUUUGCAGAAAAAGAGAAUAAAGUCAAUAUAUUAUGGGAAUAAAGUCAUAAUUAAAGAAGAAAAUUUACAACAAGAAAGUUGAAAUGGAAAAAAACAGCUGUAAUUUUACGAGAAUAUAGUCAAAAUAUAAAGAGAAAGAAAUCAUAUUCGAACAAGACAAUCACUAUUUUAGGAGACUCAAUUUGUAAUAUGAGGAUUAGAUUAUGGACACUGCUGGUGUAGGAUGUAGCCAACCAUUACUGCUAAAUGUAUUUGUUGGAAGUGUAUUUCCAGUACAGUCAACAAUAAUAAAAAUGAAAUAUUGCAUUGGCAGGUGUUUUGGAGCUUUUGCUGCUGCACUACGACAACACACAAACAAAUUGCAGACUCCAAUACAACAAAUGAUUGACCGGAUCAGGCAAGUCAUAUCCAAGCAGAUAAAUCCCCUGCAUUGAGGCAAACAGUGCUGGAGCGUGUGUGGAAAUACACACGGCACUCGCUUGGUGGAAGGAAAUGGGCUGACAGUACCGAGCGUGUGAGUCUUUAUCACUUAUUUACACUGAUUGUUAGUUUAUGCACUCAAAAUAGAAGUUGAGAUAAGAUCCGUUUGCCAGUCAAACACUCAGAAGGUGCAGUAAUAAACACAGUAGCAGCUCCGCCCCUGUUUUCUACUUCUUAUGGCUAAAAAGUGCCAAUGGGUCACCUGCUUUUGUGGCGACAAAGGCUCUGUUUCUAUGAAAAAUGGCUUUAUGUUUAUGUCCACGUGUGUUGUUGUAUUGUUCACUUCAGUGUGAAAUCACAACAGCAACUCAACUACUGUCUAGUUAUACAGCAUUAAAACAUGCACACACUCACUUCCUGUUCAAUGCAAAAUAAAAGCAUGGCUUCAUUCUGCCACAAAAUGCACCCAUCUCAUUUUUAGAUUGUUAACUGGCGGAAGAAAGAUUUGUGCAUAUCUACAAAAUCUUUGGCAUUGUAGUCAAGACAUACUGUACAAGGAAAUUCCUGCAGAAGCUCUGUUACUUAAGAGCAUGAAAUAUCGCAAUAUCAGAUGCAAACACAAGAAUCUAAAUACAAAUUUGCACAAAUGGAGGAAAAGCAUGUUAACGAAGAAACAUGCUUCAUCAUCAGACUUUCUCCUUUUGUCUCUGGACAACGUCACGCAUAAAUAUCCAGGCAACAGGCUACUUUUGCUUAUAUCAUCCAUGUAAGCUAUGGCAGGGGUGUCCAAAAUUUUCCUGCAGCAAAAAAAAUCAAAGAAUGUAACUUUGCCACUUGGAAAAUUGUAAAGCAACACAUGGUGAAAAAGCUUAUUAUUACUAUCAACUUUUUUCCCCCAUUUUUGCUGAGGUUGUUUUUUGAACAUCCUUCUGAAAUAAUCGCCGUAAAUUUCCUUCUCGCAAUAGUAUGACUUUUUCCUCCAACCUAAUAUUCCAAAAAACUUUAUUUUGUCUUGGGGUUUUUUUGUUUUUGCUGGGGGUUUAUUUCUUGUUAAAAUAUAUUUUUAGAAUGCGCCGCGGGCCAAAAAAAAAGGCUACAAAUGGCUCCCACUCUCACUUUGGACACCGCCAGCUUAUGUCGACGCGAGUCAGCCAGUCUGAGGGGCGUUGCCUAAACGGGUUGCACCACAUUGCCAACUCGCAAAGAUGAGAUGAUAUUGGAGCACGAUGUGGUAUUACGUGGAUGUUACUGUUCUUAUGUGGACGUUACUGUUUAUUCUGUGCCUGUUACUGUUGAGUCUGCAGCUGCUAUUGGAUUGAAAACGCGUGUUGUUCUUGCAUUUUUACUGCAAAUGAUGAUGUCAGACGUUUUCUUCUUUUUUUUUAAUCAACUAAUUUCAAAUUCAAUUUUUUUCUUUGUUUCAUUUCAAGUCCAUCAACAACAAGGCUGGACAGAAAUUAUAUUUUGCUCAUUUUUAUUGUCUAUAUUAUGAUAUUAUUAUGAAAGAAGCAUUGCAUGGGAAAGAAAAAGUGUGCAAAAAGUUUGCUGUUCAAAGAAUGUUUUAUUUCUUUGUUGCAGAAAUGCCACGUGUAUUUAAUAUAAGGAGGCAUGAGUAGAUGUUUUAUUCCCAAUGUAAAUUAUUGUAUAUGGGCUGAAAGAUGUCCUUUUUUCGUAGACCAAACACAAGUUGACAGUAUUUAAGGUAAAAAAAAAAAAAAUAUUGAAAAUGUCUUUUUGAAUGCAACUGAUGCUUACAAAUGUCUACAAGAUUCUACAAGUAUCAUAUUAAAAAUGGAGGCCAGCCCUGCUUUUUGCACAUUAUUUAUUGUAUAUGAAUUGUAUAACGCUGCUUGUUCAUUAUUAAACAAUUGUGUAAUGAAGGCUUGCGAAUAAUAGAAUAAGAAAUAGAAUAAAUGUAUUUGGCUCAGUGAAGACGACAUUUUUC
This is a messenger RNA of Dunckerocampus dactyliophorus (ringed pipefish), 5130 nucleotides long. RefSeq names its product VPS9 domain containing 1 (gene vps9d1). NCBI's taxonomy places the organism in Eukaryota, Metazoa, Chordata, Actinopteri, Syngnathiformes, Syngnathidae. The coding region runs from base 359 to 2278 and encodes 639 amino acids. Gene Ontology annotation, cellular component: endocytic vesicle; cytosol. The record is from RefSeq and is a predicted model, not a curated record. Gene Ontology annotation, biological process: vesicle-mediated transport. The transcript has 16 exons. Gene Ontology annotation, molecular function: small GTPase binding; guanyl-nucleotide exchange factor activity.